GCUGCCCCAUCGCGGCUGGGCAGAGCCCGGCCACAGGCGGCUCCGGGGCAGCGGGCGGCGUCCCCCGAGCCGGGCCCUGCCCGCCCGCGUGCCUGCGGGAUCGGGGCCCUGGGAGCCUUCUACCGGGCGGGGGGGAGAGUCCCGCCCGCGGGCACCAUGAGUCGCUGCCAGCGGCGGUGCCACAGGCAGCUGCGCAGGGUCGUUCGCUUCUUCUACCACUUCGUCACUGGGACCCUCUCGCAAGGCAACCCGCCCGGCCAAACCAAAAAAGCCCUGAAGCAGCGACUCCUCAAACUGCUGCCCUGCUGCGGGCCCCAAUCCAUCCCCUCAGUCAGCGAAAACAGCGCGGAGGACGAGUUCGAACUCUCCACCGUCUGCCAUCGCCCCGAGGGGCUGGAGCAGCUGCAGGAACAGACCAAGUUCAGCCGCAAGGAGCUGCAGGUCCUGUACCGGGGCUUCAAGAACGAGUGCCCGACUGGCCUCGUUAACGAGGAGAACUUCAAACAGAUCUACUCCCAGUUCUUCCCACAGGGAGACUCCGGCACGUAUGCUGCUUUCCUCUUCAACGCGUUCGACACCGACCAUGACGGCUCGAUCAGCUUCGAGGACUUCGUGGCCGGCUUGUCCGUGAUUCUCCGAGGCACCAUAGACGACCGGCUCAGCUGGGCCUUCAACCUCUAUGACCUGAACAAAGACGGCUGCAUCACCAAAGAGGAAAUGCUGGACAUCAUGAAAUCCAUCUACGACAUGAUGGGCAAGUACACGUACCCGGCCAUGCGGGAGGAGGCCCCCCGGGAGCACGUGGAGAACUUCUUCCAGAAGAUGGACCGGAAUAAGGACGGGGUGGUCACCAUCGAGGAGUUCAUCGAGUCGUGUCAGAAGGACGAGAACAUCAUGAGAUCCAUGCAGCUCUUCGACAACGUGAUCUAGCCUCUGCCGGCCUCGCCACCGGGCCAAGCUCCCGCUUCUCUCUCGUCUCUUCCGCUGAGACCCCCCCGCCCUGGCUGCGCAGCCCCCCUGAAAGGGCUGGAUGGCGCCGCAGGGGAAGGAUUUUGGCUCCAGGAGACACGGUGGCGGCACCUACGAUGAAGGGACCUUCCCUUGCCCUGGGGCUAGCGGCGGCUCUGCCUGCCGGGGGGACGUGCUGCUGGGGGCGGAGCGUGGGCACAGCCUGGCAGAAGGCAAGCGCUGUCCCGGGGCACCUGGGCCCAAACGGACCUUCCUACGCCCAUAGCAGGGAAGCGGAGCUGCCUGGCUCCGGACAGCACCCACCCCGUCCUGCUAGGCCUCCACCGCGCAGCAAGCAGCUCCCAGGGAGCCCCGCGCUGGAGGAUUCAGAGCCGGCUCCUUCCCUCCCUCGUCUCUGGCCCCAGCUCCCGGACGCCGUCCAGCGGGGGGGGGAGUGGGUCCCGCACCCACCGGUUCCAGGUGCUUUCGGCAAACCUGGACCAGUCCCCAUCGCCGUUCAUCACAGGGGCCGUCAGCCCGCCCGGGAGAUGCCCUCUGCUGCUUCCGCCUUCUCCGAGGGGGGUGGGCAGAGGGGCAGGGCCGGGGGCCUGGGAGGAGGCAGCCAGGCUGGGCGCGUCCCUGCGCUCACGGGCGAGUGGCCGGCGUUAGGCGGCGGGAGCAGGAGGCUGGGCUGGGCUUGAGGUGCCCGGGGCAGGCAGCGGCUGGGGACUGCUCCGGGAAGCCUGUCACCACGACGGGAGCGCUGGGGCAGCGGCUGUCGGGGCCGAGCCAGGAGGCGCCGGUCUCGCACCACGUCCCAGCCGCUCGGGGAGCCGCACCGGGGGUCGGGGGUGGCCCCGUGGCUCCUGGCAGAGGGGCCUGGCUGGCAGGGCUGGUCAGCGUGGCGGGCACCGAGCCCAGAGGAGCUGGGGGGGGGCUUGCAGACGGCUGGGGGCAGAGGGGGCGCCAGGAAUCCAGCUGGCACUUUGUGCCUGGGCGAAACGUUUCCCUUCGAUGAUCUAGCGCACGGGGCCCGGCCCGGCCCAGGUUAGCC
Molecule: messenger RNA, 2002 nt
Organism: Mauremys mutica (yellowpond turtle)
Lineage: Eukaryota; Metazoa; Chordata; Testudines; Geoemydidae
Gene: KCNIP2
Product: potassium voltage-gated channel interacting protein 2
Exons: 9
Coding region: 157-930 (257 amino acids)
Biological process (GO): regulation of potassium ion transmembrane transport
Cellular component (GO): voltage-gated potassium channel complex
Molecular function (GO): calcium ion binding; potassium channel regulator activity
Source: RefSeq, a predicted model, not a curated record